AUGCAUCCACAGACCCAAGCAAAUCAACCAACAAUACAUACAGCACUAGAAAUAACAACCUGGCUACUAAUGUUAAUUUCUCCAACAUUGAUGAAAGCACAAGGCUCUAGCAAAAUGCUUAGCAAUGAACAAGUCAAUAUGACUAACAAAGGUCACAACCAUAAAUUCAACUCUACCAGCCUCCAACAUCCAAACAAACAGUAUAAUAGCAGUACAAACCAACAAGAUAAUUGUCCUCUAACCUCCCUUCUAAAUAAUCUUUUAAUCAACCCAAAAGACACCACCGCACAAGAUGAAACACACAAGGCAGCCCAGUCAGCUUCCCAAUCCAGUACAAUAAUACGUCUAAAAUCAAACCACCAGAAGUUUCUGUCCGUAGAAUAUGCUGAGGAAGAAAAUCUUCUGCCUGUUCAAG
Molecule: messenger RNA, 415 nt
Organism: Racocetra fulgida
Lineage: Eukaryota; Fungi; Glomeromycota; Glomeromycetes; Diversisporales; Gigasporaceae
Source: the annotation of a GenBank genome assembly